Messenger RNA from Paramecium octaurelia, 546 nucleotides. The record is from the annotation of a GenBank genome assembly. NCBI's taxonomy places the organism in Eukaryota, Ciliophora, Oligohymenophorea, Peniculida, Parameciidae.
AUUAAUGAACUCAAACCCUCCUCCAGUGAUCGUUUUGUACAAAUAGAGUCUCAAUGUAAUUAAGGAUAUUUUACUUAAAAGGAUCCAGACAAAAAGAAUUUUAGCAAAUUAUGGUAGUAAGAACCAAUUGAAGUGAAAGAAGUAUGAAAUAAUAAUGAUGUGCAAAUAGUUUUUUUCGAAUUUAUUUCAAGCAUUGAAAUAUUCAAAAGACGGAAUGGCUCAUACAAUUUUCGAAUUGGAAACCAGUGAUUCCUUGUCUGAGAUUUCAGAGAUCAAUUGGAAAAAUUAAGGAUUUAUUAGUGAGUAGAGUAAUUCAAUGUAAGAAUUGCUAAAUUUUCUGGAGAUAGAGAAGUUGCCUCUAUAAUCUGCAUUUUUAGAGAACAACUCAAUAAAUGCAAUUGCGUAAAUAACAGAUUAUAUUAUUUUAGAUAAUUGUGUGAGAGAAUGAAAACUUUGAAUAUUAACCAAGAAUUGAGCAACAAAAUAAAUGAUAGUUUUCUCAAGAUUUCCAAACUUCGUAAGUGAAGACAAACAUUAAUUUUUGAU